Macrosiphum euphorbiae (potato aphid) is the source of this 1203-nucleotide messenger RNA. The record is from the annotation of a GenBank genome assembly. Lineage: Eukaryota; Metazoa; Arthropoda; Insecta; Hemiptera; Aphididae.
AUGAUGUCUGCUGGCCCGUCGUCACUCAUAAUGGUUACCGCUCUGCUGGUACUGCAUCACGUGACGGCGUUCACGUGCAGCGCUCAACGACACUGCUCCGGCCAAUUGCGCCGAAAUGCAACCGGUGGCGGCGGCGGCGGCGAAGGACUGACGUGGACUGGCGCCCAGUACCGGUUUGAAUGCGACACGGUAGACGCGUUGCUCAGAGACAACGGCCGUUAUGUGCCGAGAAACAACAUCGCGCUCAGGGCUCAAAUAUGCGGAAACGACUUGUACUUGGCGUACCCCAGGUUGCGGUCCGGCGUGCCAGCCACUGUGGCCACGACUUGCCUGUUUACUGCCGACGCGUGUAGUGAGGCAGUAAUGACGCCUUACCCUUGCCUGUCGGUACAGGAACAGGGUAAGUCGGGUGAGGUGCAGAAUGCCGUCGAUCUGUACUUGGAUGAGCAAGAAGUGCUGUGGGUCCUGGACACAGGAGUUGUGCAGACGUUGGACAAGGACACUGAACCGCUGAGGACGGGACCGCCAACCGUAUGGGCGUUCGACUUGAACACGCGCAAGCUGUUGACAAAGAUCGACUUGACGUGCCUGACGACGCCGAUGAGCCGACUUCAGUGUCUGGCCGUGGACUACGACCAAACUGACGGCAAGUGUUACGUGUACGUGACGGACGCGGCCAACCGGGCGGUGAUCGCGUACGACGUGGCCGAGUCGAAGGGUGCGCGAGUGGUGUUGCCCAAGGCGAUCGCGGCGGGGUGCACCAAGCGCGACGUGCUGUACGCGGCGCUCGUCCGGGCAGAGUGCGGCGGCGGCGCGGCGGCGCUGAUCGUCACGUACCUGUCGGGCGCCAGGGCGUUCACGGUCCGGACCGAGUACCUGCGCCGAGGUUCUGCAGGAAAAGUGACGGACUUGGGCGUCAAACCGGACAGAAUGGUGAUUUUGGGCACAGACGGCGGCUCGAAGCUGUUCUUCCGGUACGACGGUUCACCCGACGUGCAGAAAUGGGACGCGGCCCUACCGUUCGUCGCGGAAAAUUUUUCACCUGUCUAUCGGUCGGGGUCUUGCUUCCUGGCCACCCAGGUGAUGGCCGACCGUGACCGGAAUCGGCUCAUGGUGCUCGAGACGAACUUCCCGGACUUUGCACAGAACAUAGUCGGCUGCGGAAUAGUGCACAACGUUCGAGUGCUCGAAGGGUGCUUUUGA